This is a messenger RNA of Trichophyton rubrum CBS 118892, 396 nucleotides long. RefSeq lists its product as uncharacterized. The coding region runs from base 1 to 396 and encodes 131 amino acids. The transcript is spliced from 2 exons. The record is from RefSeq and is a predicted model, not a curated record. Lineage: Eukaryota; Fungi; Ascomycota; Eurotiomycetes; Onygenales; Arthrodermataceae.
AUGAAGCUCACUACUGUCUUCGCCCUUGUUGCCUUUGUGCCCGCCUGCCUUGCAGCGGCCACUGGUGCCGAAAGUCCUGUAAGCAAGGUGCUCCAAGAUAUGCCAUUGGGUUUUACUAACAAAUGGGUGGGUGUUUAUAGCUUGACAAGAGGGCCUGCCGCCCAAGCAACUGUCUUUGCAACGGAAUUCAGGGACAGUUCUGCGGUAACGAGAGAGUCAACCCUGCCUGCACUAACGGUCACGUCUUCGAGUGUGCUAAGAGUACCGGCAAGGCCUGCGACUAUGGUGUCAGAACCUCUUGCCGCAAGUGUGGAAAACUCAGCUGCUAGAUAUCGAAUGUAUAUAGGCGAUAUGUGUCUAAUUGAACAGAGUCAGAGGGUGUUAACCCCUCAUUAA